GCUGGGGAGGAAAGGAGUGGUGGUGGCGGCGGCCGCUGGCUUGUCCCAGGGCGCUGAGGGAGUUGCGCGGCCUCGGAGAGGAGUUCGCCGUCAGGAGCGGGGGGAAACAACAACGGCACGGGCCCCGCGGUGUUACAUAAAUGCCUGAAACUCCCCCUCUCGUGACUGGCGCCGAGGCCCGGGCGGCGGCCGCUCGCCGUGGGGCGGCGGGACGGGACGGGGCGGAGGGCGCUUCCUUCCCCGGCGGGCCCCGCCGGGCUGCCCCGGAGGCUGCGCCCGCCGCGGGGAAAGCGCCUAGCCUCCCCCCCCUUUAAACUCUUCGUCCUUCUCGGAGCGAGUCGCCUGAAAAGUCUUGAUGUAAAAAAAAAAAAAACCCACAAAAACCAGGAGCGGAACGGCGAGUGGCGCGGCUGCGACCGUAAGGAUACUUGUGAAAGAUGGUGGAUCGCUUGGCAAACAGCGAGGCAAAUACUAGAAGAAUAAGUAUAGUGGAAAACUGCUUUGGAGCAGCUGGUCAACCUCUGACUAUUCCUGGUCGUGUUCUGAUUGGAGAGGGAGUGCUAACAAAGCUGUGUAGGAAGAAGCCCAAAGCGAGGCAGUUCUUCCUGUUCAAUGACAUUCUUGUUUAUGGUAACAUUGUCAUCCAGAAGAAGAAAUACAAUAAACAGCACAUAAUCCCGCUGGAAAACGUCACUAUUGAUUCCAUCCAGGAUGAGGGAGACUUAAGGAACGGGUGGCUUAUCAAGACACCAACAAAGUCCUUUGCAGUUUAUGCUGCCACUGCUACAGAGAAGUCUGAGUGGAUGAACCACAUAAAUAAGUGUGUUUCCGAUUUGCUUUCCAAAAGUGGGAAGACUCCUAGCAAUGAACAUGCAGCUGUCUGGGUACCAGACUCGGAAGCCACUGUGUGCAUGCGCUGUCAGAAAGCAAAAUUCACGCCCGUCAACCGCCGCCACCACUGUCGCAAGUGCGGCUUUGUUGUGUGCGGGCCUUGCUCUGAAAAGAGGUUUCUUCUCCCGAGCCAGUCUUCCAAGCCUGUCCGAAUUUGCGACUUCUGCUAUGAUCUUCUUUCUAGCGGGGAGAUGGCUGCUUGUCAGUCCACUAGAUCAGACUCCUACAGCCAGUCACCUAAAUCAUCUUUAAAUGAUGUAUCUGAUGAUGAUGACGAUGAAGACAGUAGUGAUUAAGGACCAAACGUUUUCCUGUGUGUUGCAAUUUAUGUUUCAAACCAUAUGGAGCUGCUUUUGGGGAAGUCUAUAGUGAGGUUCCUCAGAAAAAUCCUGUUCUAGCCAUAAAAUAUGCCUGAAUAUCUUCAAUUGCAAUGUGCCUCAAUCUUUGAAUUCUCUAGACAAUAGGUUUUUCACUCCUCUGCAGGGAUAGACUGUUGCAAAUGUUGUUAGAACCAACUUCUUAUACUUGAGUUGUGUCUAGGUUAGACUUUUGUGGAAUAUUGGAGAAUAAAAUCUACUUUCUUAAUUUAACAACCCAUACUCCCUAAUGUGUAAUAUUGAUAUGUUGGGUGGGUUUUUUUCAGAUAUGGGGAGGAAAACUGUAAGCAUGCAUGGAACAGUGAUGUUUUGGUUAAUCCCUUAGACCAUCUUGGUUUUUUUAACCAUGGUAUAUAGUAAGUUGAAAUGUGACAUAACGUGCAAACUUAAAUGUCACAAAACUUGGAAAUUGUCUUGUUUUGCUCUUAUUUAUGACUUCCUAUGCCAAGCAGUGCCUUGUACCAAUUGUGCUGAUUCAGGAAGAAACAAACCUGUUCUAUGUUGUCUGUAUUUGCCUGAUGCUGGUAUCUGAGAGAUUGUUGGUGCUAUUGAAAAUAACUGCUGUGUUCAAAGUGGAGCUUUGACAAGGUCGUAACUGUACUCCGUGGUGGGUGACAGAGACCCGAGUCACACGUCCUCGCCUGUGCAGGCAGACCUGAAGACUCUGCAGAUUCCCACAGGCUUCAGCGGGGUUCUCCUUGCAGGAGUCGCAUUGUGGGUCAGGGUCUUGAGAUGAGAAGCUCAGGGUGACCCUUCGCGGGGAUUUAUACAUUUUUCUUUUCAGAAUGGUUUUGAAGUUUCAAAUUUGGCAGAUGCAUACUGAAAUUUUAGGUGGGUGAUUUAGAUAGCAUUUGGAUGUGAUAGCCUGUAUAUUUUUGGAAAUAAGUCCCAAAAAUGACACUAAAUUUGCUUCUUAAAACAUUGGUGAGAGUUGGGUUUGGUUUUUUUGCCCCCAGGAGUGUUAUUGGCUUGUUUAAAAAGAACCUCGUAUUUUGAACAAUAAGCCUGCGAGUCUCCUUAUAAAAUUGGCUUUCCUUUUUACACAGCUGACCUCAGGAUAAAUGUGAGAUGCAAGUUAUUUCAUUCUAAAUGUAUACCAAGGACCAAGAGAAAUGUAUUUAAGAACUAUAAUGAAAUCGUCAGUGCAGAAAAUGUCUCUACCAUAGUAUUCAUUUUUACUUUUAAUAAGUUCUUGAAUACAGAAAUGUCAUGUUCCUAUAUAAAUGUAAACGUUAGACCUGCAAAGACCUGUUAAACCCCCAGAUGCUAUGUUUCUAUAUUUUUAUAAUAGUAGCGUCAAUUUUGAAGCAGAAAAACCUCUUUGAAAUAGUUGUAUGAAUAUAGUAGCAACUGACUUUAUAGAAAAAAAUGUUAAACUUUUGUAUCUCUUUAAGUGACAAUUUCUGCACUGUUUGCCUUGGUUGGCAAUAAUUGGGUUAAAUAUUUAUUGAAUAAACAAUCAAUGCUGCAUAUUGCACUAGUCUCCCAUUCUGUAUGCUGUAAAUGUCAGUCAUAAUUUCUUUUAUAAAAAUUAACAGAGCACUUCAAAGCUGUAGCCCUCUGUGAGAUUUCUGGUAGCUAAAGAUGCACUUAGCGUCUUUAGGGAGGCACUCUGCAUUAACAGUCUGCCAUACAUUGCUUCAGGUGGAAAUUGCAUUAAUAUUUCUGGCUUGGGAAAUUUCUGAAAAUAAGGGUGUUUUCUUUAAAGCACUGAAGAGUAUUUGACCUACUUUGAAAUAAACAUAAAAAGGGGAAAAUGCUUUCUGAUAGAGACUAGGAACCAGGGAGAUUCUGUAAAACUGCCAGAUAAGCAACGAACAAUAGCGUGUACUCAGAGACUAGCUGAAAUGAGUAGUUAUGUAUACGUAUUCCCUGAAAGAUGAGGAAAUGAUGACCUGCAGCAGGUGAAAACGGGCUAUUCUGGGAAGGCACUUUCAGUUAAUAGUGCUUACUUUUUGUACCUCUCUUACUCAAUAUUCAGGAAUGGAGACUUGUCAACUUCAGUUUUUCUGCAGAAUCAAAGUACAAACCUCCCUGGUACACACCUUCUGAUGACUAACAAGCAUUUUCUUCCUGAUGCAAUUGCUUCCUUUUUCUUAAGCUGUCAAAUAUUAACGUAUCUUGUUAAAGAGUCCGUCUCCUUGUGUGUUUUUCCUGGUGUUUCUAUACGUUGUGCUUGCUUUUCAGCACUUUUUAGGGGCUGAGAAAAGGGUUGCUAAAAGUUAGAUCCCAUCCUAUAUUUUGCAGAAUGUUCUUGUACCUGUUUCAAAUUUAUCUUUAUCUGUGAAUGAAACUUGCUGCUGGGACUGUGCUGCACUGGUCCCUGAAGCUGUAACCAAACCAAUGCGCGUCUGUGGGAUUUUUAAUCUGAAAUGGAUGUAUAUGGUCCAAGCUUUUUGAGAAAGCAUUAAGGAAAAAACAGAAGCGUUUUAUGGUAACACUCUUAUCCUGCAGUGUUAUUUGUUCAAAACUUUACAAAGUGGACUUAAUAUCGACUUCUCUUGUACUUACAAAUUCCUGAAAGGGCUUGUUUCGUACUUUGUAAUCUUGUUCUGUCAAAUUAUUUUAUUUACAAAUAUACUGUGUAGCUUCAA
Molecule: messenger RNA, 3862 nt
Organism: Phalacrocorax carbo (great cormorant)
Lineage: Eukaryota; Metazoa; Chordata; Aves; Suliformes; Phalacrocoracidae
Source: RefSeq, a predicted model, not a curated record